CACAGGCGCGGGAAUAGGACGGGGGCGGGCCCGUCGGCCGUGCCGUGCGAUCGAGCGAGGCGGGUGCCGGCUGCCGGCUGAAUGGGGCGGCGGCGGCGCCGGGUAGACCGGGCGGGUGGGGCGGGGGCCUUGCCCGAGGCCAUCGCCUCGCUGAGUCGGACGCUGCCCGGCGGUCCCAGCCCCGAGACGUUUCGCCGCGCCAAGUUCGACCGUCCGGAGGCGGCCCCGGCGCUCUGGCGGCUGCUCUUCUGUGUGCUCUCGCAGUUGCGGGCUGGCGGCGCCCCGGCCUCCCCCGCCCCGGAGGCCCAAGCCCGCUGGGUGAAGUCGGAGCUGCUCUCCCAGGGCUACCCCCGGCAGGGGCUCGCUCAGCUUCCCGAGGACGGUUCCCGGGGCAGCCGCGAGCUGCUCCUGGCUCUUUCCUGGCUCCUGGCCCGCCAGCCCCUGCCAGAGCGGCUGCUGGCCCAGACCCGCGUGCAGCUGGGCGACGAGAUGCCUGUGUGUGAGUGUGACAUCCUGGCCAGCCCAGGCCUGCCUGCACCAAGAGCGGAAGCAGAUGGCCCCGUGGACGCCCGCCACCUGCAGUGGCUGAUGGGAAAGCUGCGGUUCCGGUGGCGAACCCUGAUGGCCAGUCAGCAGGAGCAGUGUGCCCUCCUGGGCAAGAUCCACUGGUACACUCGAGGCUGCCACAGUGACCGCCGCCUGGGCCACCUGUCUGUUGCCGAAACGGAGCUGCUCAGGGACCCUGAGAGUGGCCGGCAGCUGCUGCGGAGGCUGGAGAGUGAGAACGCACGCCUGGAGGCUGCUCUGGAGUGGCGGCACCGGGAGGCGGUCUUCUGGCCCUGGAUGGACACGGUCCUGGGAUCCUGCCCCCCGGAGGCCCCACAGCCUGCGUCUGUGCCCAGGCCCUGUGAGCUUGGGGCUGAAGAGCUGGAGCGGCAGCUGUGGGCCCUGCAGGAGGAGCUGCGGGCUGCGGUGGAGGCCCGGCGGGCGGCCUGGGAGGCCAGGGUUGGAGGCCGGGGCCUGGAGUGGAGCGUUGCCCAGCGGGCCACACAGGAAGCUGUGGGUCAGGAGCUGGUGGCCCUGCGGCAGGCCUGGGAGCGAGGUGGCGACCUGGCCCAGGCCCAUGGGCCCUGCCGACUGGUGAGGACCGAGGCUGGGGUGCCAGCGGGCCCGGGCCUGCAGGCUGCGCAGGCGAUCAGGGUGCUGCAGAGCCGGGAGGCCUGCCUGGAGGAGACGCUGCGCCAGCUCCAGGCCCAGUGUCAGCAGCAGCUGGCCAGGCUGGCGGGAGCCCUGCCCAGCCUCAUCUGGAUCCUGCCUCCUGGACGCUGAGGACACCUCUUGUGACCUGGCCUGGCCUCAGAGGGGCAGAUUCCACGCUCAGUGGCCACAGGGUCAACCCAGCCUCCAGG
Molecule: messenger RNA, 1409 nt
Organism: Phyllostomus discolor (pale spear-nosed bat)
Lineage: Eukaryota; Metazoa; Chordata; Mammalia; Chiroptera; Phyllostomidae
Gene: TEDC1
Product: tubulin epsilon and delta complex 1
Source: RefSeq, a predicted model, not a curated record